This is a messenger RNA of Parathielavia appendiculata, 1207 nucleotides long. RefSeq lists its product as uncharacterized. Lineage: Eukaryota; Fungi; Ascomycota; Sordariomycetes; Sordariales; Chaetomiaceae. The coding region runs from base 171 to 866 and encodes 231 amino acids. The transcript is spliced from 2 exons. The record is from RefSeq and is a predicted model, not a curated record.
CUUACCUUACUGGAUUUACCUUACCUCUCAAGACUUUCCGAAAUAUAUUUCUUAUUUCUUGCCAUCGCAACUACGAAGGUACAAAACCAUGCUCUUCGCGUGCCUACCGAGAUCAUAAUAGACACCUGCGAUACUCCAAUUCCACCAGGGAAGUGCUCGCCUUCCUGUCGAUGUGUCGGCACAUCCACGCGGUCUGGUGCGCAAACACGGCGGCAGCGCUCUGGCCCGUCUUCCUCCGCGAGAUUUCGUAUUUUUUGGCACGCGCUUUUGGCCGCCCGUGUCACCCAGCUCGUUGUCGACGCCGAACGCCGGGGCGAGCUGCCGCCAACGCGCAUCUCGCCUGGCCAGGUCAGGCACCCCGAGCAGCCGUCCCUUUCGGAAAUGAAGCUGCCCUGAAUGUCCAUCGGUUUGCAGUCGCCCUCGCACGAUCCAUCUGUCAAUGCAACCUACCGUACCCUUUGGAUGAAGAUGAUUUGCCUGAGCCAUUGGGCCCCGAGGCUCCAGCCCGCCUAUCGCGUCCCAUCCUCAGGGCCUUAAUCAUCGGCGCUGCACUGGCUGGCACAUACAGGGAGCCGCUGCUCAAAGCAAAGGACCACCCGGAUGCCAAUAUCAGAGCACUCUAUUCCACGGCCACCGGUAAUCACAUGAAAGGUGCCGACAUUGGGGAGACGGAGCUCGCGUAUUUCCUGCAGUACGCUGUGUGCGACCUCACAGCUACCCUCGAGCGCAGGAAACCAUAUUUGGGCCUCUGGCCGAAUGGCUUCUGGACGACAUUCUCUCCGACAAGACUCGAGGAAGGCCAUGGCGAAGCACUUCGACCAAGACACCGGCGGGAGCGUAUUCUGCCGGGAGCACCAAGACUGUGACGAGAAGGAUCUCUAAUCAAGUCGAUCGACAGGGGUAGUCACUCCGACGACAUCCGAUUGUUUGGGAACUGACGAAGUCGCUCUGCGUGGUUGAACAGCUCCGUUUGUUGGGCUGUGGCAGGAGGCCCGUCAUUGAUCGGUCAAGGGAUCCCCUGUUAGAAGUGAUCCUGUUCCGCCCGGAGCCCAAUCUUCGUCAUUAACGGUCGUCGUGUUCUUUGGCUGGUGGGUAGCCGAGGAGGUCCUGUUACCUGGACACGUCGCAGACCCUCAGGGCAACCCCGUGGCUAACGCAACGGUGAAUCCCCGAGAGCCGUACGAUACCGUUGCGUCUCUCUUGACUG